AUGCCAAGACGACUCAGCCCAGGCGCCGUCCUGGCGCUGUUGACAGCAGCGUUGCUGAACUCGGUCCAGGCCGGCGGCUACCAGAGACCGCCGUGGCAGCAGACGUCGUCGUCGCCUCCGAACGCCGUCGGCAUCGAGCCCAAGCUGACCAAGGCGUUCGUCGUGCACGUGCCCAUCCCGGCGCAGUACACCGUCGCGAGCGGCGGUAACCACCAGACUAGGCCUAACGGGCCCAUGCCGGCACCGCCAGUGCCGUUCCGGUCCGCAGCGCCGCAGCAGGUCUCUCCCAAGUCCCAACAACCAGCCGAGCUGGAUCAGCAGCACGAGCUCAAGAAGCUGGUGAUCCUGCUGAGAAUUCCGCAAGAACAACCCCUUCAAUCCCUAGACAAGUCCCCACAGCCACCGACGCCGCCCGACAAGACCAGUUACAACUUACAAGUGGACAAGCAGCUUCCUAUUAUCCUGAUUGCUUUGGACAAGCCGCUACCACCGCAUGCAAAAGUACAGUCAGUGACAACCUGGAAGGAACCUAUUCAGCCUUUAAAUUCUCCCAAAGAAGACAGAUCCAGCAGCAGCAAAGAGUGGCAGCCCAUCAAUCCGCCUCAACGGUCUCAACCAAGCCCACAGCAGCAUCAGCAACAGCAGCAGCAGCAACAGCAGCAGCAGCAGCAGCAGCCACAGCAGCAACAGCAGAAGUCUUGGUCAUCGUGGAACAAGGACUCGGGUCAACGGAACUCGUGGAACAGGGAUCAAGGCCCUUGGAAAUCGGUCUCGGGAGCGGCGAACGUGCAAGGACAGCAGGAUGGUAAAGAGGCCAAAAUACUGCUUCUUCUAGUGCACGACAAUGGUCAGGGGAAGGGCUGGCAGCAACCACCAAGACAGAACGUCCAGAACGAACAAACGAACUACUGGAGGCCUAGCAAUCCACCACAACCCUCUCGGCAGCAGAACUACCAACAACAAUACAAUCACCAACAGCAUAGUCAUCAAGAGCAUAAUCAGCACCAUCAGAACCACCACCGGCCGCAAGACGUCGAAGAGAAAAGCUGGAGGUCCGUGGCGCCAUCCCUCGCCUGGAGCGCGGCAUCACCGCAACAACGAAACUGGCAGUACCAAGACCCGUUGCCGUACCACCAACCACGGUCGCCCAGUGCCUCGCAAGCUCACUACUACGUGCAGAGGAAGGAUGGCUUCACGGAUCGCUUCACUGUGCACUACUGAGGCUCCAACACUUAUCGAUUCACAAAGUGGCCAUCUUGGUACGCCCGACCGAAAGCCCAUAAGCUGCAAGUGGCUUCGUAUCCUUCCGCACAUCAAAGGUGUGGAGGUGCGGACAAACUCUUAUGCCCAUGGCGACGUAAGGGUGACCCGGCACGGACCAAUAUGACGUUUCUCUUGUCGUUUUCUUUGUGUGCUUCAGACCAGUGGAUAAGGACGCAGAGCAAAAUAAACAAGGACUAGUAGAAGGAAAACCUCUGUCCGGUCUUCCUCUGCUAGCCCCUGCCAUUUUGCACAGUACAUCCGAAUAUGUGUAACCAACUAGCCCACCGGUUGAUUUUGAUUGGGUAAAGAGAAUUUUCAGAGAUCGAAUCUAUAUCUCCGUUGCAAAUGAAGGUCUGGAACGAUUAAUGAACGGGCAGAAGAUGUUUAGUGCUAAUAAAUAGAAGCGAAUAUAAGAAUCUUUAGGGCUCCAACGUACACGUACCUGUGCCGUUCUCAUGUAUAACGGCAGCUGCCACAUCUGUUCGAUGGGCUUUUGGAAGAUCUUGGAAAGACACGAACUUUUGUAUAUAAACUCCACCGACGGAACCAUAGCGUAACAUCAUUUACCAUAUGCGAGGACGCUGGUGUGCAUCUGAUAAACUGUGGAACAGAGGUAUGUAUUGCCAAGGACGAACUGUUCACUGACCUCAAUCAAUCUUCUUACGUUAAAAGCGGCAGUUCAGCUUUGGUAUAGGAAAACGAUCAAACAGGUUCUGAGUCAUGUACGAUUGUAGCGCAACAUAUCCUUCUAUAGUAACGUGCAAACAGUGAAUACUGAAUGUUACCUAUAGCGGGGUACAAAUUCACGGGUCCACAAGCUGAUUCUGAUUUUGUUUUUACUCUGAAAAACAAAUGUUGGAGUGCCGAAAAAAAAAGGAUUCUACGAAAAUGUUCAUACCCUCCAUCACCAUGUUAUCAGUCGCACGUGCGUUUGUCGCUUCAUUCUAAUAAAGUUGUACCAAGCAA
Messenger RNA from Ixodes scapularis (black-legged tick), 2229 nucleotides. RefSeq names its product nuclear transcription factor Y subunit beta. The record is from RefSeq and is a predicted model, not a curated record. NCBI's taxonomy places the organism in Eukaryota, Metazoa, Arthropoda, Arachnida, Ixodida, Ixodidae. Bases 1 to 1221 code for a protein of 406 amino acids. The transcript has 3 exons.